Molecule: messenger RNA, 1552 nt
Organism: Cydia fagiglandana
Lineage: Eukaryota; Metazoa; Arthropoda; Insecta; Lepidoptera; Tortricidae
Product: zinc finger protein 572-like
Exons: 3
Coding region: 214-1185 (323 amino acids)
Biological process (GO): regulation of transcription by RNA polymerase II
Cellular component (GO): nucleoplasm
Molecular function (GO): RNA polymerase II cis-regulatory region sequence-specific DNA binding; DNA-binding transcription repressor activity, RNA polymerase II-specific
Source: RefSeq, a predicted model, not a curated record
CACCUUGUAUCAUCAUAAUAAUUAUCGUAAUAAUCGUGAUAAUCUCAUCUAUAUUUAUUUUUCUCGUCUCAUAUGUCAUGAGUUUUCUUGCUGAACCAAAUUAAUCAUAAUAUAUGAAAUCUGACUGAGAUAUCGCUUGUUCGCUCCCAAAUUUAAUUCCAACAACAUAGAUCUCUGGUGCUUAAAAACUAUCGCCUUUAGCCAGCAGCGAGCAUGUCGAUAUCGCUAGAUGAUGUUCAUGUAAAUAAAGAAGAAGUAUGUGUAAAGGAAGAGAUCUAUGACGACCCUUAUGUAAAAAGGGAGCCUGGAUUGAACACGGCAGCGCAGAAUGAGUCUUCUGAUCAUAAGGUGAAAGUGAAACUGUCUGAAACAGACCUGAACACAACACAGGAAACAUAUUGUAAAGAGGAGCCCGUGACUGAUGAUGGUGCGAGUGCAGCACAAGCCGAGCUGUAUGCUGGCCACAUAGUGAAGGAUGAACUGGUGCUCGGUCCCGAGCUACUACAUCCACUUGAGACAACCACUGAACUGGAAUCUCUGAAUCCAUCUCAAGUGACUACUAGUCAGCGGGAAUCAGAUCUGGACUCGGAGUCAACAUUUCGCGGAGACAAAGACUCGGCACUGGGCAAACCGAACAAUGAAAAUGAGUACUACGUUUGUAGUAUAUGCAGCAAACAAUUUACAGACAAGGAUUCAUGCGUUGAACACUUAUUAAAGCAUACCGGUGUUAAAUUUUACACUUGUCAAAUUUGUGGUAAAGAAUUCAGCAGAAAAUAUGACUUUAAUAGCCACAAAAGAGAGCAUAUUGAUAGAAAACCUCCCGACCAACCGUAUUCGUGCGACGUAUGCGAACAGGAAUUUUGGCAGCCUUCGCUAUUAGCGAACCAUAAAAAAACUCACGCAGUUGAGAAACCCUACCAAUGUGAUGUGUGCAAUAUGAAAUAUGCCACUAAAUGUGGUUUAAGCAAGCAUAAAAGGAAACAUUUACUUUCUUAUAAACCUCGAGAUAACACAGUAAAGCCAUUCACUUGUGAAAUAUGCAACAAUAGGCUAACAACCAAAUAUACUUUAGCUAAACAUAAGUUAAUACACUUGGAAGAAAAACCAUUUUAUUGUUCCGUAUGCGGAAGGGGCUUCGCUAAUAACGGCAAUUUAACGAGACAUAAAAAAAUGCAUAUGAAUUGAUAAAGUGGAGUCGAGACGGGGUGAUGAAAUCGACCGAUUUGAUAAGAAAUGAAAUUGCCGUCAAUUUCAAAUUUAAUGUUAAUGAUACAGUUAAUGUUAAUGAUAAGAUUUCUCCAAGAAACAUUAGGUCUGACACUCGUCUGUCGUAGAAAAUAUCCAUAAAAUCGAAUAUUUAGUACUCAAGAAUAUUUUUAGACAAGCCAAAUUGAAGAAAAAAAGAAAAAUCUUUGAAUGCAGUUUUAUUUCUUUUUAAAAAUAAAGGAAUGUCUCCUUUAAGUAAAAUGAGCCAACUUAAGGAUUUAAGGUAGUUUCCCUCCAGGGCCCGACUUAUUUUUCCACCCUGUAUAUUGAGGUUUAGGCUAUAAAA